Messenger RNA from Puccinia graminis f. sp. tritici CRL 75-36-700-3, 1335 nucleotides. RefSeq lists its product as uncharacterized. The transcript is spliced from 2 exons. The record is from RefSeq and is a predicted model, not a curated record. Gene Ontology annotation, biological process: ribosome biogenesis; maturation of SSU-rRNA from tricistronic rRNA transcript (SSU-rRNA, 5.8S rRNA, LSU-rRNA); endonucleolytic cleavage of tricistronic rRNA transcript (SSU-rRNA, 5.8S rRNA, LSU-rRNA). Lineage: Eukaryota; Fungi; Basidiomycota; Pucciniomycetes; Pucciniales; Pucciniaceae. Gene Ontology annotation, cellular component: preribosome, small subunit precursor; nucleus. The coding region runs from base 1 to 1335 and encodes 444 amino acids. Gene Ontology annotation, molecular function: U3 snoRNA binding; GTP binding; GTPase activity.
AUGGCUCAAGGCCGAGAGGAAUCCCUCUUGGCCUUGGAAAUUUGUACAGUCUCAAGCGGAUUCCUCCCAACGAGAUGGGUUGUACACCCUCUCGUCGGGAGGGAUUACUCCCGACGAGAGGGUGUACAACCACUCCAGUUCCUCAUCAUCCCACACCGUACACCACUCGGUCAGGCUCUAUCUACCGUAUCUGCAUCCGACUUCUUGAUCACUCCUCUGUUGGCCGUAGAAGAAGUUACUGCCUGGGGUGAAUCGACCCUCAGGGCUAUGCAAGCGCUUGGUGGUCCAACUCUGGGCGUCCUUGGACUUGUCUCUCACCUCGAAUCAUUAAACGGAACUAGAGAAACUCAAAAAACUCGCGAGAGUCUCACCAGCUUCUUACGCUAUUUCUUCCCCAAAUCUCUCUUACUCAAUCGGCUCGUCUCAGUCGAUAGGCCUGAAGAAAUCUUAGUAGCAGUCCGGAGCAUCCUCGCCAAACUACCCAAUCAAGCGUCAAAUGGCCUUCCACUCGGCUGGAGAGAGGGUCGAGCUCGGCUGGUUGCUGAAAAGAUUGAUUGGGAAGAGGGAACUCUGAAAGUAACCGGGCAUGUCAGAGGCGGAAGGUUCAGUGCAAACAGACUAGUGCAUUUGCCCUUCUUCGGUGACUUUCGAGUCAGUAUGAUGACCAUGGCUGAGGAUGGAAAAGUGAUAUCAGUUCGUACAAAUGAGGAAGCAGAUGACCUUGUCUCGGAGAACUGUCCUUCAGUGGGUGACGAACUGAUGGCCGAACAAACCUGGCCAACCGAAGAAGAAAUAGCUAGCGCACCUGCCCACCAACAGAAGACCGCCAGAAACAAGAAAGCGAGACGUGUUCCCGUCGGUACCAGUGAAUACCAGGCUGCAUGGAUCGUUGACGAGGACGGCAAAGGUCUCGAAGACAAUGAAGAAGAAGAAGAAGAAGAAGAUGGAGAUAUCGAAGGAGAUAUUGAGUUCGACAAAUCCCCAGAUCAACUUGAGGAAGAUGAUGAUGAUGAAGAUGAGAUGGAGGAUUUGAAAGUCAACAACCAAGCCGGAUCGUCCAAGGAUGUACACUUUAUGGACCUAUCAGACGAAGCUGAGCAGGCCGACCUAGCUCAGUAUCGCGCCGACCGACAACGCGAACGAGAUCGCGCCGCAAAAGAAGACAAAGAGUUUCCAGAUGAAAUAGAUACUCCGCUAGAUAUCCCAGCCCGAGAAAGGUUUGCAAGAUAUAGAGGGAUGAAGAGUCUUCGAACGAGUGAAUGGGACCCUUACGAAAAUUUACCAAUCGAUUAUUCAAAGAUUUUUGCUUUCCAAGGAUGGAAAUCCAUGGGCUGA